This is a messenger RNA of Torulaspora globosa, 3678 nucleotides long. RefSeq names its product karyopherin MSN5 (gene MSN5). The record is from RefSeq and is a predicted model, not a curated record. Lineage: Eukaryota; Fungi; Ascomycota; Saccharomycetes; Saccharomycetales; Saccharomycetaceae. The transcript has a single exon. Gene Ontology annotation, biological process: RNA export from nucleus; protein export from nucleus. The coding region runs from base 1 to 3678 and encodes 1225 amino acids. Gene Ontology annotation, molecular function: nuclear export signal receptor activity; RNA binding. Gene Ontology annotation, cellular component: nucleus; cytoplasm; RNA nuclear export complex.
AUGGAUCCGAACGGAGCAUCUCAAGUCAUUACAGCAUUAGAAGUCAUCUAUUCGGGUAAAUCAACGAAUGAAGAGCGGUUGGAAGCACAGAAGUUUCUUGAUAGAGUGAAAGGCCAUGAAGAAUCGCCAUUCUGGGGUUAUGAGAUAGCGUUGAACAAUCCAGCCGACUACAUCCUCAAGCAUUUUGGACUUGGACUGUUGGAAAACGCUGUGAGGAAAAACUGGGUUGAUUACAACCUGGAGAAGCGACUCGCGUUGCGAAAAUGGGUUGUAGAGCUCAAUUGUGGAGUUCAAAAAGAGGACCCGAGAUACAUUAAGCAAAAACUCGCGUUUUUGUGGGUGGAAAUCGCUAAGAGGACCUGGGGUGAGGCCCUCAGAGGAGAUAACCCAUCCAAGGAAGAGCUUAUGGAAUCGUGGGUUGACAUGGAUGCCAACCUAACGGAACUUUGGAACAUCGGUGGGGCUUCCAGGGAGCUCGCUUUGGUCAUUUUCAAGAUCCUUUUCGAGGAUGUCUUUUUACUGGACGACCUGACCGUUUUGAAAAGAAUGACGAUCAUACAACCACUUUGUGUCAUGACAAUAUCACCAAUGGAUGUCUUCGCAACCAAAUACAAAUUCACAGAAAAAUGGACUUUAUUCAAGGCAAAUCAAGAAGGGUGGUUCGCAUUGUGGGUGUCAGAACUGAAUAAUGCAUUGGCGCAAAACAAUGCUGAAUACGUAAUUAGACUCUUAGAAACCUUGAAGACAUGUUUAAAUUGGCCAUUAGGUGAAGUUAUUAUAAAGAACGAUAUAUUCAGCACCUUACUGCAAUGUUUCCUGAGCAAUAUCCCGAAAGCACAAUCAAUGGCCCUCGAUUCCAUGCAUAUAUUACUGACGCGGCCAUACAAUAAUGAGGAGCAUUACCAAAUAAUUAUCGACAAAGUUUUCGAUAGCAUGGAUCUACUCAACCAGGUCUACGAUUAUCUCCAAUUCGAUCCAGAACAAGGAAUUGAUGAAGUAAAAUAUCCUAUCGUGAAGAAGUGUGUUGAUAUGAUUAGUUGCUUGUACAUCUGCGUUUUCAAGAUAAAAGAUACCAAUAAUCGCAUUGAGAAAUAUUUGAGAUUAGUAUUAAAGGCCACUUUCAAUCCCAGUCUCAUCGUUAGCGGUUUGACACUAGACGUGUGGUGUUCGUGUUUGAGGAAUGAUGAGUUCUUACCUCUCUUGGACAAGUAUGUGAUACCCGAUCUGCUGAAUUUUGCCGCAGAUGCGUUGAUAUACUACGAGCAAAUCGAUGGACAUGUGUCUAAAAAGUUUGCUGAAAUCGACUUCCAGUCAACCUCCGAGUUCCAAUCCUUUUGCUCAACUUUUAGAAAAAGGAUAAGGGAUAUAAUAAGACUGAUAUCCUGCGUCAAACUGGAUUACACCUACGAUUGGUUGAAUAACAGAUUGAACUCAUUUUUCAGUUCUCCUUACGGCCAGGAAGUUCUGACGUCUACUUUUUUGGAUCGAAAAUGUGAUCCCUAUUUAAGUGCAUUAUCCCAAUUUAUGAUUAUCGAAUGUUUCAUCAACGGCUGCAUACGAUGGAAAAUUUGGUAUCCUAGUGGUGCGGAUUAUUCUGAGAAGCUAGACUCAAUCAUGAGGAAGUUGGAAGUGCUCUCAAAUCAACUGAUUGCGCUGAAUAUCAGGGAACCAUUACUAUUGAAGAAAGAAAUACAAAAUUUCGCAUUGUUCCUAACUAUGCUGAAGGAUAAUGUGCUCUUUACGUUGUUGGAGAAGAUCAUAACUAGUGCGACAAUGGAUUAUCCUGAAAUUGAUUUAGAAGAACGCAGUUCGGAGGCCGAUGCAGUAAGGGAUUUGAGGUACGCAUGUGGUAUUGAACUCAACAGGAUGGCGCUUUUGAUGCCAGAAUCAUUGAAAGAGAUUUUCCCUGACUUGGAAAAUGUCGUCGCUAAGAUAAUGCCCAAUUUGUCAUAUCAUGAAAGGAUAUCCUUCAAGUCUUUCUUACUGACGAUCGUUCUCAAAUCUUCGAUGGAUGGCAAGGAGGAGCGUUUUGCCGCCAUUGUCGAUCCGGAACUCGUGGCCUGGUCGGAUCAAAGUACAGUUGUGGGCUUAUCCGAACUGCCGUGGUUUAUGGAGAGGUUAGGAAUCGUACAAAUAGCCGAAUACUUCCAGAAGCGAGGCAUCAACGAGAAUAGCGACUUGCUGUCGAUUUCAAUCGAUGAUGAAGGUAAAAAGUUAAAAUCCGAUCUGACAAAACGUUGGCAAACCCUGUUCCCAGUGCGCGCAACGAGGAUGUUUAUUCAUUAUUCGAUGCAAAGUAUCAAAAAGGAUGAAGAACUCAAGAUGUUGCAAAAGAUGUGGAGACCAAGAAUUGUCCCUAUUCUUCCAUAUAUCAUGAGAUUGUUGUAUCAGUUACAGGCUUACCAUGAUCCAGAGAAUGCUAAAGAUCUACCUGUUAUUGUCCAGUCCUUUGUCAAAUACUCAACCAUUGAACGGUUUUGGGAAGCAGGCGCUUCAAAUAAAUCGAAGGAUGAGUUUAUCAACGAACAUAUGAAAGCCAUGCAAACUCUGAGAGACUUUGCCGACUCUGUUGGACACAUAGUGAGGUACACCAGAGAAUAUACUCUACUAGUCAUCAGUGCCAUUUCAACUCUUGGAAAUGUCUUCUUCGAUAUCGACGAGGCACCAGAAAUGUUGAUGGACUCGAUCGCGAUCUUUAAACCAAGCGCCAACCAUAUAAGCCCUGGUGUCUCAACGCAUGGCUGGAAGCACAUCAUGAAUGUUGCCAUUCGACCUCUUUUGAAGAAUUGUCCGGAGGAAUGUGCUCCAAAAUUUAUGACAAAUUUCCUGCCUAGAUUAUUCGAAACGUUGGAUAUACUUCUUUGUCAAAAAUGGUCUUCGUAUAUGAAUUCAGAUAUUAACCUGGAGCCUGUACAAACGGACGACGAAGAUAUGACCGAAGAAAUCCUCGAAGAAAACCUUUUGAGACAGCUGACGACGGUUGUUGUUCGCAUAAUGAUCGAUUGCGUUGGCCAGCAUAGCACAAAUAGCCAAAGCUCCAAAGGGAAGUUUACAUCGCGCCAAAUCAAAAUGCGUGCAAUUAUAUUUGAGAACAUCAACGUUCUGGCGCCGUUCCUAAAGCUUCUGAAUCAUUUAAUGUCUUUCAGAGAUAGCAAAUGCUCUUUCAAUGCAAUUUUGGUGAUGAGAUGCUGCUUGAAUGAGGUCCUAAUAAAGGAAGAUAGUGUUGAUGAGUUCUUCACCGUCGAGGUAAUGAAGAAUCUGCUUCUGAACGUCUUGUGCCAGAGCUCAUUCAAGGACUCUUUUUAUGAGGCAUUAAACGUCUUCACCGUUUUGUUCCUGACUUUAUGCAAAGAAUAUAAGCCCGCUAGGGCUUACCUUUAUGAAAUCUCCCAUGGCUAUGACAUUGAUUCUUUGUAUGAAAACUUGAAAAGUGUCGAUCAUUAUAGAAACCAGCGCGCUUUGAUGAUUGAAUUCAUCGAUUGGAUUAAGGCAGCGAACGGUAGAGACGAUGAGGAGGAGGACGAAAACCGGGCUACGGAAACCAAGAGACAAGAAAAGAGAGCAGCUAUCUUGAAGAAAGCUAGCGAACGGUUGGUCAGAAAGCAAAAGGAAGAUGGUGACAUCUUGGAUGAUCCCAACACCGAAGAUGCCGCUUUUGGCAGCCUCUUCGGGUCAUGA